AUGGACACUCCUAAACAAGCAUGUUGGAUUGUAAAGAAAAUCUUUGAUACUAGGCAAUGGUUUCUGAAAAAGCAUUCAAGAAAUAAGUUGGAGCAAUACCAUAGAAAUGGCAAGUUUAACAUCAAAAAGUUAUACAUUGUAAUGAGACCUCAGUUCCAGAAGAUUUGGUGGAAGAAGAUUACAACAGGAUCAAAAGCAAUACCAAAGUAUAGAUUUAUUCUUUGGUUAGCACUUUACAGGAGAGUAGCCACAGUGGACAGGCUAAGAAGAUGGGGCAGUAUAGUUGAUAAUGAAUGUGUAUUAUGUGAUACAAAUGAGGAAAAGUCAAUGGAGCAUUUAUGGUUUGGAUGCAGUUAUGCCAAAACAAUAUGGUCUAAAUUGUUACAUUGGCUAAAUGAAACCCAUCAGAUUGGUAAUUGGGAUGAGAAGAUUAGAUGGCUGAAAAGCAUAAAUACAAGCAAAGCUCGUGGAGAAGUGCUCGUGUUCCUGUUCACAGCCAUGGUGUAUCAUGUUUGGACAUAA
Molecule: messenger RNA, 522 nt
Organism: Nicotiana tabacum (common tobacco)
Lineage: Eukaryota; Viridiplantae; Streptophyta; Magnoliopsida; Solanales; Solanaceae
Source: RefSeq, a predicted model, not a curated record